UGUGACCUUCCCCCACCAGGCACAGAGCAGGUUGCUGUCAGCAGGUGACAUCGGAGACAUGAAUCCUGCCUCGGUCCAGCACCUCAUUGUCCUGGGGACGCUGCUGGGCGCCAGCUUCACCGGUGCCGAUACAACAGGUUCCUGGUGCUACGAAGACCCAAAAUGCGGUCCAGAGACAUGGGUGACUCUGGGUCACUGUAACGGCACCAGGCAGUCCCCGAUCAACAUCGUCACCCCUGAUACUGUCCACAAUCCCCACCUGGGGGUUGUGUCCCUCGCUGGCUAUGGGGAUGCCAGGAAGCUUAUCUCCAUGGAAAACAAGGGGACGACAGUGGACGUGCUUUUAGCGGAUGGGCUCCGUCUCAGCGCCCAGGGGCUCCCGGCUAUCUACACAGCCAAAUCCUUCCACCUGCACUGGGGCCAGGGGGCAGCCCAGCCUGGCUCGGAGCAUUUCAUCAAUUACCAAGGGUUCUCCAUGGAGCUCCACAUUGUUCAUACCAAGAACAACCUGAGCGUGGCUGACGCCCUCAAGGAUCCCGAGGGAAUCGCUGUGCUGGCCUUCUUCCUUCAGGCAACAGCCCACACACGCCCCUCCCACUCCUGGGAUUCCUUCACCCAACACUUGAAGAAGGUGGCUCUGAAGGGGAAGAAAACGGAUCUGGACGGCUCCUUCUCCCUGCGGGGGCUCCUGGGCUCGGUGGACCUAGCCCGCUAUUACCGCUACCAGGGCUCCCUCACCACCCCCAACUGUGACGAAGUCGUGGUCUGGACUGUCUUCCCCGACCUCAUCCUGGUGCCUCCUGGUGUGGUGGAUGCGUUCCCCUCCAUCCUCAGCUCCACAAAAUCAGAUGCUGGGCCCCGGCUACAGAACAACUACCGGCCUCUGCAGAGCCUUGGGAAUCGCCACGUGCAGGCCUCGGCGGGCCUCCGAGUCGCCACCAGCUUCUCUUCCACCAUGCGGCCUGCAGCCUUCAUCCCUCUGCUCAUCAGUACCGCAGCAAUUGCCUGGCACCUAUAAAGGGACAGAGCCAGAUACGGGGGGUGCUGGGAGCCAGGACUCCUGGGUUCCAUUCCUGGUUCAGCCACAGACUCCCUAUGUGACCGUCAUCAAGCGCCAUCCCCGCUCUGGGCCUCAGUUCCCCAUAGAUAAAAUAGUGAUAGGUUUUGCUCCACAGUCCUGGAGACAGCAUUGAUCACAGUCCUCUUGGAGACUGGGUGGGAACACAACCUUCAGCUAAUAUAUCUGUUAAGGAAAAGUUAGCAUAUGUGACUCCAUUUUGGUUUGGGGCCCACCAUUGUCUAAAAGCAAGCAAGUUGUUGGGGACACUGGGGCAUGGCCACUAGGUAACUCGAGGGGAUGGAAGACCACGAGUGUCGAUGAAGCCCCCUCGCACUAGGCCCAGGUGUCCUUGGCCCCCCCCGGCCUGGAGGCACUCGCAGCAGCUCUGCGUACUAGGCCCAAGUGUCCUUGGCCCCCCCGCCUGGAGGCACUCGCAGCAGUUAUGCUGAGGAUCUGCAACAAUAUGCUGCAGAGUCAGACUGCCUGAAAUGAAGCAAGGCCAAACAGGGCAGAUAUGGAAGAACAAUGCUGAAUAAAGCAGCUUUAUGUAUGGUUUAAGAAAUGAUACAGAGAACAAGGGAACUAGCUGGGAACUGGAUUGGCUGGCUAUAUGGAUACUUAGGGCAGCUUGCUAUUGGAUAGGUAUGCUGGGAAAAAGGAUGUAUAAAAGCCUGUGUAACUUCCUGCUCUGUGUGCAGGAUUUGAGAUUUUAUUCUCCCUGUACCUUUUUGCAGCUGCAAAUAAACUUUUCUGCUUCUCC
Messenger RNA from Chelonia mydas (Green sea turtle), 1820 nucleotides. RefSeq names its product carbonic anhydrase 14. The coding region runs from base 59 to 1018 and encodes 319 amino acids. Gene Ontology annotation, cellular component: plasma membrane. Gene Ontology annotation, molecular function: zinc ion binding; carbonate dehydratase activity. The transcript has 9 exons. NCBI's taxonomy places the organism in Eukaryota, Metazoa, Chordata, Testudines, Cheloniidae. The record is from RefSeq and is a predicted model, not a curated record.